AUUGCUUGGCUUAACAUAUGUCAAAAGCAGCUGAUUCUAAACUUGAUUGUUGGGCGUUUAUUCUCAAAACAUAUUAAAUAGAAUUUUUAAAAGUUAUAUUUUUAUUAUAAUCGAGAACUAAACUGACAUAACGUUAAAAAAUGCUUGUGCUUGUACUUGGUGAUUUACAUAUACCCCAUCGCUGCAGUAGUUUACCAGCAAAAUUUAAGAAAUUACUUGUGCCAGGUCGUAUACAUCAUAUACUAUGCACCGGAAAUUUAUGUACGAAGGAGUCAUACGAUUACUUAAAGACUUUAGCCAAUGACGUACAUAUUGUACGUGGUGAUUUCGAUGAAAAUCUCAGUUAUCCAGAGCAGAAAGUUGUGACGGUUGGUCAAUUUCGUAUUGGGCUGUGCCAUGGUCAUCAAGUGGUGCCGCGUGGCGAUCCAGAAACUUUAGCAUUAAUUCAACGUCAGUUAGAUGUUGAUAUAUUGAUAUCAGGACAUACAUAUAAAUUCGAAGCGUAUGAACACGGUAAUAAGUUUUAUAUCAAUCCAGGCUCAGCGACAGGUGCGUUUAAUCCUAUGGACACUCGCGUAAUACCAUCUUUUGUACUAAUGGACAUACAAAGCUCUACAGUUGUAACGUACGUAUAUCAGCUCAUUGGCGAUGAAGUUAAAGUUGAACGCAUUGAGUAUAAAAAAUUAUAAAGAUCAGCUGAUAUAAUUGAGUCCACAUUUCUGGAAAAUGGAAAACAAAUUAAUAUUUUUUGAAUUUGCAUUGCUGAUGAUGGAUGUGAGCUACAUUCGACUGCAAUUUGCAAUUUGUAUUAUGAAUUUCAAUUAUUAAUUUAAUUAUUAAGUAUCUACCAUACGAUUUCAAAAUUAUAUUUAAUUUCGCAUUUUAUUUUUAUGUUCAAUAUUGUAAUUAAAGUCUACAUAUAUUUAUUACGAAUUUUUUUAAAUGGAAAAUAAUCUUGUGGUCAUUCCUAUAAAUAUCUAUUGCUCGACUAACAAUCGAAAAUGCUGUAUACUGUUAAAAUAUAUUCCGCCGAAUAAUUUUAUUGUGUUAUUAAAAACUGA
Teleopsis dalmanni is the source of this 1061-nucleotide messenger RNA. It is a transcript of the gene Vps29, whose product is annotated as vacuolar protein sorting-associated protein 29. Bases 141 to 689 code for a protein of 182 amino acids. Gene Ontology annotation, cellular component: endosome; retromer complex. The transcript has a single exon. The record is from RefSeq and is a predicted model, not a curated record. Gene Ontology annotation, biological process: intracellular protein transport; retrograde transport, endosome to Golgi. Lineage: Eukaryota; Metazoa; Arthropoda; Insecta; Diptera; Diopsidae.